Messenger RNA from Magnusiomyces paraingens, 1050 nucleotides. RefSeq lists its product as uncharacterized. The transcript is spliced from 2 exons. The coding region runs from base 1 to 1050 and encodes 349 amino acids. Gene Ontology annotation, cellular component: cytoplasm. The record is from RefSeq and is a predicted model, not a curated record. NCBI's taxonomy places the organism in Eukaryota, Fungi, Ascomycota, Dipodascomycetes, Dipodascales, Dipodascaceae. Gene Ontology annotation, molecular function: zinc ion binding.
AUGUCUAAUAGCCCACAAUCUUCAAUCCCUGAAAGCGCACAGGGACUCCUAGAUAUUGGCAAUCAUUGCUCGUUCUGCGAAACUGUCGACUUCUUACCAUUUAAGUGUGAUGACUGCGGUCUUACAUUCUGCUCAAGCCAUCGGCUUCCACACAGUCAUGAGUGCUCACAUGGCCUGGCAACAGAGCGUCAGAGACUUAAAGAUUUAAAAGUCACAAGUACAAUACCCAAACCUACAGGUGCCGGCAGGGCCUUGGGAUCAACCACUAAAGGCCCAGUAACGGGCCCCCAACGCACAGCUGUAGUGCGUCAACAGCUUGCCGAACAGCAGCAGCGUGUACGGGAAAAAGAAACAGCAGCAGAUUCACGGUCAAAAAAUAACUUGGCGGCCCUCGAUAAACUGCGAUCUAUCUGGGGAUCCACUGGAGCAAACAAACCAGUAACUUCAAAUAAACCAGCAGCCACAAAACCUAAGUACACGAUAUCUAAAAAAGAUUCAGCUCCAGCUCCAGCUCCAGCGGGAACACAACAAGCAUCAGCAACUUCCAAGUGGUUUGGAAAACUUAGUGGUGGAAAUACUCUAUCAUCCUCUGGUGGUGCCUCAGCAGCCAAGAUUAGUGCCUCAGCUUUGCUCCAGCUCAAGCGUGAAGCCAAACCACUUGACGCUGCAAGGCCUACGAAUACCGCAAUUAACGGAGCUGCAGGUGCAACUACCAGCGGAACGAUUCCUGGACGGCGGUAUGUCGUUCUUGUUGCGCACGGAAGCGUAGUGGGACCUUAUCAGCCCGAGGCAAGCACAACUGAUACCUCAAAACGUCGCGAAUCUCAUAGCGCUACCGUAUACAUGGCACAUAAUAUUACAGUGGGCAAGGUGGUGGACCGUGCAACAGAUCUUUUGCGGGUGCCGCGAACACGUAAAGACGAUGACGGAACUGAGCAUAGAGCUGCGUUGUUUUUAGAAGGCGAGAUGUUGCCGUACAGCGCAGCGCUUGAUAAAGCAUUGAAUGGGGCUGUUAAAGAUGGCGAUCGGCUAUCCAUUAAGUACGUUUGA